Messenger RNA from Staurois parvus, 252 nucleotides. The record is from the annotation of a GenBank genome assembly. NCBI's taxonomy places the organism in Eukaryota, Metazoa, Chordata, Amphibia, Anura, Ranidae.
ACUUCUGGGCACAGGUGGGUGGCACUGCUGGGCACAGGUGGGUGGCACUGCAGGGUACAGGUGGGUGACAAUGAUGGGCACAGGUUAGUGGCACUGCAGGGCACAGGUGGGAGGCACUGAUGGGAACAGGUGGGCGGUACUGAUGGGCACAGGUGGGUGGCACUGAUGGGCACAGGAGGGUGGCACUGAAUGAUCACCGGUGGCGCCUGGUUCGCGCUGCUGGUGGCGCACAGGGAGCAUGUUCUGGAAUGA